Molecule: messenger RNA, 1644 nt
Organism: Perkinsus marinus ATCC 50983
Lineage: Eukaryota; Perkinsozoa; Perkinsida; Perkinsidae
Exons: 1
Coding region: 1-1644 (547 amino acids)
Source: RefSeq, a predicted model, not a curated record
AUGAACAUCCUCCUCGUCGCCCUAUUCAUGCGUGGUGUGGUAUGCGUCUUCAAGAUAGGCAACAUUCGCAUGCAGAUGAAGACAACACAUUUCUGUAAUCUUGACUUGAGGGACGUCAAAGGGAACCCAAUGGGAUGUCACAUCUCCAAGGCUAUGGAGACUGAAGGGCUGGUCCUACCUGGUAUGGAUGAUAACAAGUCGUUCACCGUUCAUCGAGACAUCUUCAUCGCCAAGGACGGUCAAGCAGUGGUUCAAGCAGCGCCAAGUCACCCGUAUCUGUAUCUCCUCAUGAGCCAGAACGACACGCACUUCAGCACCUCUCAACUCUUUAAUAAACAGUCAUUCCUCAUAGAGCAGGGAACCAGGAAAAAGGAUGAUAUGCCCAAUUCUCGCAGGCUCAAUGCCAAUCGUACGCUCGAGGAUGAUGGUUGGGUCUAUAAAGGUUUGGUAGAUGAAGGUGAACAGAAGCUGAACAAAUGGGUCAGAAGUGGCGUAGAAGGUGUGGAUCCCAAAUCGGGUCUCAAUUUCACUGCCCUCGCUCAGACUGGUGUGAUCAGUAACGCUUGGGUUCUCUAUCUAGACAAGGAUCAGAAGCAGAUGGUGAAGCUCUUGGGUAUUAACACCUUCGAGAAAGAUAAAGUAUAUCUCGAGUCCGAGGUCACUCAUUGGGAAGAGCUCGACGAUGCAUAUACCUUGGACGUUGCCAUGAAGGAUAUUUACUCGGCGUAUGAUAUCGUCCAGAGCCACAAUCAGGCACCAGCGAGAGAGGAGGCGCCACAACUAGAUGUUGAGUUCAUCAAGACCCGCUUGGUUACCGAAAAGGCUCGUCUAUUCUUCAACGAUGGGAAGGACCACUUCUGGAGGUCGAACGAGACUCAUAUUCGUGGAGAUAAGUCGGUGGCACCGAUUGAUUAUUUUCGUAUCUCCAAUGGCACAGCUGCACAUGAGUUCUUUCUGUACAAGUAUCACUCUCCUCUACAGGAGAAGGAUGAUAAGAAGGAGUUCCAAUUACCGUCGGCUUGCAGGACCGGUAAGACCAAGUCGGUCAGUAAAUUCUGUCUCUAUGUUGGUUAUAGCUCUAACGACACGCAACUGGGUCUCGACCUAUAUAUGGCUUAUGCCGAUGAAGAAAUUAAUGAAAAUAGAGCUCACCUCAAUGUCACAGUCCAUUUGAAGCAGCCGGAGACAGAGGUCCUACUUUUUGCUUUCGAAGCUGCUGGAUGCGCCUUAGUUUGGGGUUCUGAUAUUGACUUCGCAGGCUUGCACAUUCAAGUAUGUCUUACUGGUGCAGGAAGCGGUGGGAAUGGCACUUACGAAGGGAAAAUAGCGAUGUCGGUCGCGGUCGUAGUCAAAGUUCCUAUCGUCCCUGCGUUGAGAGUCACACUCUCUGGUCAAGUUGCAGUCAAUGCUUCGGACAAUGGUGAUGUCGAAGCAUAUGGUGAGCUUGGCAUUGAUUACUCGGCGGUAGUUGUCGGAGCCGGUAUAUCUCUGGACAUCUUCGGAAACACCGUUGAUCAUAAGUCGGAUAUCUGGGAAUUCAAGUCCCACUUCAACCUCCACGUAUGGCUCGAUGUCCUCCUCUACAGCCAUGACUGGCCAUGGAGCUGGACUAUUUGGGAAGCUGGGCCAGUUGAAUUGCGAUAA